UAGAAAAAUGUUUAGCGCAGAAAACAGAGUCACUCUAUGGCGAAGAGUUUCUCCUCAAUACACAAUUUCUCUUCUUCUGCAGUUUUCACCUGUUUACAAAUUAAUUUUAUAAUUUCUUUAAAACAACACAUUACCAGUGUCUGAUGUAAGGAUGGGCAACUCUUUACUCCGUGUGCAGGGGUUGCUAUGUCUCAGUUCACUGGUCUGUUGUGAGCACACUGAAGAUAAACCAGAGCUUGUCCUGAUUGUGUCUCCAUCAUGGCUGAGUCCUGGUGCUUCAGUAACUCUGAGAUGUGAGGUUAAACCUCCAUCUGCUGGAUGGGCGUUCUACUGGUAUAAAGCUGUUCCUGAUAUAUCACAGAGAAACUACAGAUAUGAGCUGCUGCCUGAUAGCAUCAGAGGGACUGUAGAGGACUUUUACAUCAUUCACGGACAGAGAAACACAGCAGGAUAUGCAUGUAGAGCUGGAAGAGGAAACCAAGAGUAUUUAACUGAUUACAGUGAACAAAAGAUUGUCUGGUCUCAAGACUCUCAGCCAGCAACAUCUCUCAGAGUGAGUCCUAACAGAGAGAAACAUUUCACCUCAGAUAAUGUCCAACUGUACUGUGAAGGAAAAUCUGCUUCAUGGAGAGUAAAGAGGUUCACAAAUUCCUGGUCGGACUCAACGGACUGCUCUGACUGGGGGACCCUGAGUGAAUCCUCAUGUACCAUCAACAGUUCCUGGUCCCAUCUAUCGGUGUACUGGUGUGAGUCUGGAUCAGGAGAGUUCAGCAAUGCAGUCAACAUCACUAUACACGCACCAAAGCCUCUCCUGACUGUGUCUCCAUCAUGGCUGAGUCCUGGGGCCUCAGUAACUCUGAUCUGUGAGGUUGAACAUCCUUCUGCAGAAUGGCGGUUCUACUGGUAUAAAGCUGUUCCUGAUCCAUCUUACUUGAACUACAAAUUCAAGCUGCUGCCUGGCAGUCGCGAAGGGACUGUAAAUGACACAUACGUCAUUCGUGGGACGACACACACAGUAGGAUAUGCAUGUAGAACUGAAAGACGAAAUCCAGAGUAUCCCACUGAUUACAGUGAACCAAAGUAUGUCUGGUCUGCAGGCUCUUAUCCAACAGUGUCUUUUACAGUGAGUCCUGACAGAGAGCAACACUCCCCUUCUGUGUCUGUAACACUGAGCUGUGGCACAAAUUCUGCGGAGUGGAGAGUGAUGAAGUUUUCAGAAAAAGGCUACAUUGCAAACAUAGAAAACUGCCCUGGCUUGUGGACUACAACUGGAUCCUCGUGUACUUUUAGCACUCAUCUCCGGCACCAAAGUGGAGUGUAUUGGUGUGAGUCUGGAUCAGGAGAGUUCAGCAAUGCAGUCAACAUUAGUGUGCACAAUAGAGAUCUUCUCCUGGUGAGCCCUGUCCAUCCUGUGACUGAGGGAACUUCUGUUAUUCUGAUCUGCAAACAGAGAGGAGAAAAUACACUUUCAAAUGUGAUUUUCUACAACAAUGAAAAACUGGUACAAAAUGACAGCAGAGGGGAGCUGAACAUCUCUGCAGUGUCUCAGUCAGAUGAAGGUUUCUACAAGUGUGAACAUUCAGGAAAGGUUUCACCACAGAGCUGGAUGGCAGUUCAAGGUAAUAGAUUGUAUUCAUCACCUAAAACAGCUGCAUCCAGACCUGAAAGCUCAUUAUUUAUUGUGCUGUUGGUCACUGGAUCAGUGGGUGGAGUCAUCCUUAUUAUUUUCCUUCUUCUACUGUGUCACUUCAGACAGUCCAAGGAGCAACCAGUCAGCAAAGACCAGCAUCAGGAUCAGCAGCAAAUAUACUCCUCUCUUUUGCAUGGAGAUCUUUGUGUCUAUGAAACAAUCAGAGGGUCUGCAAACUCUGGAAAAGGACAACAUGAUGAUUCAGAAAAUUUCCCUGACUCUGUUGGCAUGACUUCAUCAUAGCACAGACGGAGAACUUCUUCUUUACCAUCAUAAGAAAAUCUCAACUGAAAAACUCGAAUUAAUGUCUGGCAACAUUGGGUGAAUUUUUUGGUUUGUUUGGUCAUUUAUUGAUUAGAUUAGACUUACUAUACCUGUACUAUUUAUUUGCUAUAUUUAGUCCACCCAAUUUAUGAAGAAUGCCAUACAGUGUCCUUGAAACAAUUAUGUAUCCAUAGUUACCAGUGUUAUGACUCAGUUAACCCUUAAUUUGCUAUUAACUUUUAAACACAUUAACAUAACAUAGUCCAUAGCAAUUAUACCAGUAUAAGUCUGAAUUCAAAAUUAUCAUUGUCUUUUUGAUCUUAAAGUGCUCAUUGUACUGUGCCUUGGGAAAAAAGUCAAUAUGGAGAAAUGCAGCAGUAGAUAGAGCUCAAAAACAGUGGGAAUACAAGCUGUAUUUAGGUGGAAAAAUGAGCAAAUUCAGAAAAUAGGAAAGCAGUAUGUAGCUCCCUCUCUGGCAGCUUAGCUUUGUCUCUUGUGCCUCCAGAACUAAUUGUGCAUCUAAAUUAUUUUAAACCAUUAAAUUGUAUCUUUGAUUAAAACUGUUCAUGACCUGAAAUCCACAAUUUACCAUUGUGAUAUGGUUUGCACAGGCCUUGAAUACUGCAUUAUUGAACCUAUUUUAGAGGUGCCUAAUCUGGCUACCUUAAUAAUAAGUAAUUACAGGCCUACAUCUAACCAAACAUUUUUGGCAAAGAUAAAUAAAAGAGCGGUCCGUCAAUAAUUGUACUCAUUUUUGAUUGAAACAAUCUCUUUAAUGCUUUCAGUUAGGUUUUCAAUCAAACCACAGCCCUGAGACUGUUUUGUUAAAGGUUUCAAGUGACGUACAUUAAAUGUCUCUGUCUUUGGUUUUACUGGAUUUCAGUGUUGCAUUGGAUACAUUUGAUAAUAACAUCCUGACUGAUUAGAUAUUUGAUUAUUAUUUAAGAACUGCAACAUAUGUUACAAUAUUUAGGGUGAUGACAAAACUUUCUAGAACCCCUGCCAUAGACCAUUGAUGAUGGACUAUGAAGCACUGACUGCUCUUAGGCCUAAAAACAUUUCAGAGCUGCUGGUAAGGUAUAAACCAUGUACAUCCCUCAGCUCACCCAGUGCUUGCAGGAAAAAAUGAAACAAGGGGUGGUGACCUUUGGCUUCUUUCCUCAGAUCUGAAACAAAUUACCUGAUGUGCAGAAAAUGUUGGCUCCUUUCAAACAGACCUAAAAGCAUUCCUGUUUACUGCAACUUUUUAAAAAGAUUGCUAUAUUUUUUCAUUUUUGUCAUGUCUUAGCUUUUCAUUAGUUUAAAUCUUCCGUUCUUUUGUUUUCAGUGAUGUUUGCAUUUUUAAUAUUGUUGUUUUAAUGUGUUUAGUGUUUUUAAUGUGUUUUAUCCCUACUCAUUUGUUUUUCUGCAAAGCACAUAUACUGUGUAUGAAAAGUGCUAGAAAAAUAAAGUUGCCUUGCCUAAAUGCCAGUGAA
Molecule: messenger RNA, 3429 nt
Organism: Girardinichthys multiradiatus
Lineage: Eukaryota; Metazoa; Chordata; Actinopteri; Cyprinodontiformes; Goodeidae
Exons: 12
Coding region: 152-1933 (593 amino acids)
Biological process (GO): cell surface receptor signaling pathway
Molecular function (GO): transmembrane signaling receptor activity
Source: RefSeq, a predicted model, not a curated record